AUGUCUUUAACCCAAGAAGAAGAAUCUGACACAUUCAUCUUAUCUCAAAUUCAUAAUCUAUCAUACGAUGGUAAGAAGAUGCAUUCUUCUUCUGCAAUAACGUUCGUAAUCUCACUCGAAGAGCUAUCAAAAUUCCAUAGCCAUUCCAGAUGCUGUUAUUGUGAAACUCUAUUACAAGGAUUAAAGGGACCUUAUAAAACCAUGCAAUUAAAAGACACACUGGAUGAAAGAAGUAAAAUCGUUUCUUCAAUUCUAGAAGACAUUCAACGACUAUACCAUUUAUAUGGCAACUCAACUUUAAAUGCUUCUAACAAAACUGUUCCCACACAACAUCUAAGACUGCAUUCUAUUAACAACUUGUUUAAAAAUGAUCCCAAGGGACUGAAUGAUACAUCCAAACCUCUGUCAGUCAAAAUACUCUUAUAUUUAAUAUAUAAAAGUUUUUUCAUUUUCAAUCUUUUCCGGUAUCUGUAA
Naumovozyma dairenensis CBS 421 is the source of this 474-nucleotide messenger RNA. RefSeq lists its product as uncharacterized. Bases 1 to 474 code for a protein of 157 amino acids. The transcript has a single exon. NCBI's taxonomy places the organism in Eukaryota, Fungi, Ascomycota, Saccharomycetes, Saccharomycetales, Saccharomycetaceae. The record is from RefSeq and is a predicted model, not a curated record.